AUGGCCGGCGGUCAUCAUGACGACGGCUCGACCUACAGCCCCCGCAUCGCCUUCAUCUACGUCUUCAACCUUAUCGUGGGCACGGGGGCCCUCGCCCUCCCGUCCGUGCUCACAACAGGAGGAUGGGUUCUUGGAACUCUCUUUCUUCUCCUCGUUGCAUUCACCAGUUUCGUGGGAGUGACGUUCAUGAUUGAGAGCAUGGCUGCGGCAAAUGCUCUCAGCACUAUACGCCAUGCACAGGACGGGCAGUACGUGUCAGACACAGAGCCGUUGAUCAGUGAUGGUGAAACGGCUGUGAUGCUCAAUGGCGGAUCUGAGAGCGAUGGGGGCAAUGCACGUGCAGGAGGAGCGGGGGGAGGGGGAGGGGGAGGGGGAGGGCUAGGGGGAAGCGGAGGGGGCGGAGGAGGGGGCAGCAGCAGCAACGGGGGAGGGCCGUUUGAGAUCGUGCAACGAAUGGAAAUGGCACAGAUGGCGGACAUGUUUUUCAGUGACUGGGGGCGAAUAUUCUUCUACAUUGCCCUCAUUCUGUACCUGUUUGGAGACGCGGCCAUCUACUGCACCUUUGUGCCGCGCUCCCUCGUGGCCUUCUUCUUUCCAGAGAACCCCCCGCCCUGGGCCUUUGACGCCUUCCUCGUGCUCUUUGUUGCUGUCAUCGUCCCCUUCUGCUUCUUUGACUUCCAAAAGACCAAGCCCCUGCAAAUCGUCACCAUGGUCAUUCGAAACGCUGCCAUUACAACCAUGAUUGUGAUUGCUGCAUGGGUGGCAUACUCCGAAGGCCCUCGCACCACUGGAGUGCCUAAUUUCAGAGUCACUGCCCUGCCGAACCUCUUUGGUGGCGCCGUUUAUGCAUUCAUGUGCCAUCACAGUCUCCCCGGCAUCAUCACGCCCAUGAGGGAGAAGUCCUUCAUUCGUGUGGUGCUCCUCUCGGCCUUCCUGGGCGUCUUCCUGCUCUACCUGCUGCUCUUCCUCUCCUGCGGCAUUGCCUUUGGCGUGGGAGCAGAGGACCCGAUCACCUUCAACUUCUCUCCAGCCAAGUUUGGCUGGAUCGGGGACCUCCUCUUUCUCUUCCCAGUGGUAACCCUAUCCUCCAACUACCCCAUGCUCACCAUCACUCUGCGCAACAACCUCGACACGCUGCUCACGCUGCUCUUCCCCAAGGGCUCUCCACUCUUCCCCGCCGCCCCCGCCUUCUCCCCCCGCCUUCCCCCGCGCCCCUCGCGCUUCUCUGACUCCCCUGGGGGGGGCACGGGGGGAGCGGAGAGGGGGGUGCGAGUGUCGGCGAAAGAUAAGAAGGCGGUGGCGUGGCGGAGAGUGAUGGUGACGCUGCUGGCCACGGUGCCUCCCAUCGCAUGCUGUGUGAUUGCAGAGCACAAUGGGGUAAACGUGAACUCGCUGGUUGGAGCAACAGGGGCAUAUGCAGGAGCAGCAGUCAUGUUCAUCAUUCCUGCAUGCCUGGUGUACCGAUCGCGAUGGAUUCUGAAUCAGGAACUGCCGCAGGAUUUGGACGACUCUGCCCGUCGCAACGAGCCACACCCACUCAAUCAGCAUGCAUCACCUUUCCGCAGCCCAUUAUGGGUCUCUUCCUCCACUGGCUUUGCCACGCAUACCCACCCUUGCCAUGGCGGAGAUCCUCGGCAGCGCAACUCCCCACCUGCGCCUUCAUUCUCCAUGACCGCACGGUUGCGGUUCCUGCAUGUGCAGUUUGCCUCGUGCUGCGCGCAGUCAGUGCACUUUGCGGCAGGCCUGACAAGCACGUCUCCCCCCCAUUCACCACCUCAUUGGCCCCUCUCCUUCACUCACGCCGUCCUUCACUCCCUCGCCCUUUCCCCCCACCCACCCUCCCCAGUUUCCUCCAGUCAACCAAUCCUCCUCCGCCCCUUGCCCUACCUCACACCACCUGAAAUUCUUUGCCUCGAGCUGAGCCGGCAUCUCACCAUGCAGCAGGUCUCCCCCGUGCUUCACGGCGUGUGGCCCGGCGCGCAAAUGCCGGUCGGCCCACAGCAGCAGCAGCAGCAGCAGCCGUCGCUUUCUCUGCUGCAGCAGAGCGCCCCGGCCGCGCCGGCCCCCGCCGGCGGCGCUGGUGCCGGCACCGGCGGCGGCGGCGGGGGGCAAGAGGAGGUUAAGACCCUGUGGGUGGGCGAUUUGCAGUAUUGGAUGGACGAGAAUUACCUCUGGAACUGCUUCGCGCACACAGGCGAGGUGAGCGCGCAAGAGCGAGUUGGGCGCGCAAGUGCGGGGUGGGCGCGCACGGGUGGGGUGGGCGCCCACGGGCGGGGUGAGCGCAAGAGGGGGGUGGGCGAGCACGGGCGAGGUGAGCGCGCACGGGUCCAGUCAGUGAAUAUAUUCCGCAACAACAAGGCGACGGGGUACAGCGAGGGGUACAGCGAGGGGUACAGCGAGGGGUACAGCGAGGGGUACAGCGAGGGGUACAGCGAGGGGUACAGCGAGGGGUACAGCGAGGGGUACAGCGAGGGGUACAGCGAGGGGUACGGGCUCGGUCUUGUGGAGCCGAGUGGUUGCCGGACAAAUGCCAGGCACCCCUCCCCUCCCCCUUCUCCCCCCUCCCCUCCCCCUUCUCCCCCCUUCCCUCCCCCUUCUCCCCCCUUCCCUCCCCCUUCUCCACCCUCCCCUCCCCCUUCUCCCCGCACCCCUCCCCCUUUUCCCCCCACCCCUCCCCCUUCUCCCCCCUUCCCUCUGCCGCCAUCUCUGAAGAUCAUCCGCAACAAGGCGACGGGGUACAGCGAGGGGUACGGGUUUGUGGAGCUGUCGUCGCAUGCGGUGGCGGGGAGUGUGCUGGGCAUGUAUGCGGGCACCGCCAUGCCUCAGACCGACCAGCAGCCCUUCCGACUCAACUGGGCGAGCUUUGGCAUGAAUGACCGCCGGCAAUCGGACGGGCCAGAGCACAGUGUGUUUGUGGGCGAUCUAGCAGCGGACGUCACGGACCUGCUGCUCACUGAAACCUUCCGCGCGCGAUACCCCUCCGUGCGAGGCGCCAAGGUCGUAAUGGACAACACCACAGGGCGCAGCAAGGGGUACGGUUUUGUGCGGUUCGCAGCGGUGGAGGAGAGGGACCGUGCCCUGGGGGAGAUGAGUGGGCAGUACUGCUCCUCGCGCCCCAUGCGCAUCUCCAUCGCCACGCCCAAGAAGGCCGCGGCCUCCUCCUCUUCUGCCUCCUCUGCUGCUGCUGGCUCGUCUCCUGCUACGGCUGGUGAGAUGGGGCCUGGAGAGAGGGGUCUGGCGGGGAUGGUGUGGGUUCUGGUUGGUUGUGGAAUGGCUUUGUGCAUGGGGCCGGUCUGGGCUGGUUGGUACUGCUCCUCGCGCCCCAUGUGCAUCUCCAUCGCCACUCCCAAGAAGUCCGCUGCCAAUUCCUCCGCCUCCUCCUCCACUGUUCAAUGCCUCUAUCCUCACUCUCCCCUCCCCCACUUUAAUCCCCCUUUUCCAACUCUCCACACCCUUUUCGCCACUUCCGUCUCCACUUUCAUACUCCCUUCAUCCCUUUCCCUGCUCUCCCACCUCCCCGGUUCCCCUUUCUCCCUUUCCGAGCACCUUUGCCCGGUGUUUGUGGGGGGGUUGGACGCGAGUGUGACGGAGGAGCAGCUGAGGAGCGUAUUUGGAGCCUUUGGGGAGCUGGUAUACGUGAAGAUACCCUUUGGCAAGGGCUGUGGCUUUGUGCAGUUCCGGCAAAGAGCACAUGCAGAGGAGGCCAUUCGCAGCGUGCACGGCACCAUGAUCGGCCAGCAGGCAGUGCGGCUGUCUUGGGGGAGGAACCCCACCGGCAAGCGGCCCCAGCAGCAGUCCUCAGGAGGGCAGCAGCAGAAACAGCAGCAGCAGUCGCAGCAACAGCAGCUUCAGCAGCAGCAGCAGCAGCAGCAGCAGCAACAGCAGCAGCAGCAGCAGCAGCAGCAGCAGCAGCAGCAGCAGCAGCAGCAGCAGCAGCAGCAGCAGCAGCAGCAGCAGCAGCAGCAGCAGCAGCAGCAGCAGCAGCAGAUCUGGGGAAGGACUGUUGAGGGGGUGAUGAAGCUGGGGAAUGUUCUCUCCCCAUCAUCCCUUGCUAUCUCCUUAUCCGUGUUCUCUCCCCAUCAUCCCUUGCUGUCUCCUUAUCCGUGUUCUCUCCCUGUCAUCCCUUGCUAUCUCCUUAUCCGUGUUCUCUCCCCAUCAUCCCUUGCUGUCUCCUUAUCCGUGUUCUCUCCCUGUCAUCCCUUGCUAUCUCCUUAUCCGUGUUCUCUCCCUGUCAUCCCUUGCUAUCUCCUUAUCCGUGUUCUCUCCCUGUCAUCCCUUGCUAUCUCCUUAUCCGUGUUCUCUCCCUGUCAUCCCUUGCUAUCUCCCCAUCCUUGUUCUCUGCCUAUCCUCCCGUGCAUUCUUCCCUGCGGGCCCGCUUUAGUGGCAUACAAGCAACGGGAUGAGCCGGGCAUAUCCAAUCCAACGAGGUUGGUACGUGCUAACUUUGCUGCUUCUAAGGGGUGCAUGACUGCUUCCCAGACGUCUUAA
Molecule: messenger RNA, 4488 nt
Organism: Closterium sp. Naga37s-1
Lineage: Eukaryota; Viridiplantae; Streptophyta; Zygnematophyceae; Desmidiales; Closteriaceae
Source: the annotation of a GenBank genome assembly